Molecule: messenger RNA, 651 nt
Organism: Brassica oleracea var. oleracea
Lineage: Eukaryota; Viridiplantae; Streptophyta; Magnoliopsida; Brassicales; Brassicaceae
Exons: 2
Coding region: 117-479 (120 amino acids)
Source: RefSeq, a predicted model, not a curated record
GCACAUAAUAAACGGUGUUAAAUCACCAAACUCACUAUUACAACAAACAAAAGAAGUAAAGAAAGAAAGAAAAUCUCUCUCUUCGCUGCUAAUCUCUGACGAAGAAACUGAGUUGUAUGGCAACCAGAUCGAAGAGCUUUCAACUGAUCACCGGCCUAAGGAAGCUCGCUGUCAACCCACGCGCUUCCUCACGCGCCACCGCCACUGCCCUAUUUACUACUUCUCGGAGCGGUUAUUCCUCGGGGUAUGACAAGAACGUGGAGGAUGAAUUGCAGGCAACUGCAGUUCCUGACGACGUCAUAAAGCCAGAUUCUGAUAAAUACUGGUCUCCUCAUCCUCAAACCGGAGUCUUUGGCCCUUCGACGACUGACCAGACUGCAGCAGCGGAGGCUGCUCGCCAAGACUCGGCGGUGCUGGAAGAGACUGCUUGGUUUCGUCCCAUAAGUCUCGAGGACUCGGACAAGACUCACCAUGUUUAAGUCUCUCUUUCUCCUACCGUUUUAUUCUGAUGUUUAAUGUUGUAAUAAGUUUCCAAGUAGACAAACCGUAUGUCAAGUAGUAGUAUCCUGAAAAACCUUCCAAGGUCUGUUAUGUCUGAAGGGUCCUUUUGCUUUCCCCGUCUAAUAUAAUGUCUAAAGGUUUUAUAUUAUA